CAUACUCUGCCAGAGUAUCAAAUAACUCAUCCCUCCAAAACUCCUGGCCUGAACUCUCUCUCUGUAGAGAAGUAUUAGUGAUGGAUUACUCUCUUCCAGACGAUUCUCUUUUCCUUGGAUUUGACUGUUCUACUCAGUCCCUAAAGGCAACAAUUUUAGAUGCCAACCUCAGCAUUCUUGCUUCUGAGAUAGUUCAUUUCGAUUCUGAAUUGCCACAUUAUAAGACUAAGGAUGGAGUCCACAGAGAUCCAUCAGGAAACGGUAGAAUUGUCUCCCCGACUUUAAUGUGGGUGGAGGCUUUGGACCUCUUACUUGAAAAAUUCGUGAAAGAAAAAUUGGAUUUUGGAAGGAUCGCAGCUGUUUCUGGUAGCGGACAGCAGCAUAGUAGCGUCUAUUGGAAGAAAGGAAGUUGCAACAUGUUGGCGUCUUUGGAUCCUGAGAAGCAUUUAGUAGCCCAGCUCAGUGAUGCUUUUUCUACGAAGGAAUCACCAAUUUGGAUGGAUAGUAGCACUACAGUACAGUGUAGAGAGAUAGAGAGAGCGGUUGGAGGUGCAUUGGAGUUAUCCCAACUCACUGGGUCCCGUGCGCAUGAGAGGUUUACAGGACCACAAAUCCGAAAGAUAUAUGAGAUGCAGCCGGAUGUAUACCAUGAUACUGAGAGGAUCUCCCUUGUAAGCUCCUUCAUGGCAUCCCUUCUUAUUGGAGGUUAUGCUAGUUUAGACGAAACGGAUGGGUCGGGAAUGAACUUGAUGGAUAUCAAGCGGCGUGUCUGGUCUAAGAUUGCUUUGGAGGCUACAGCGCCAGGUUUAGAAGGAAAGCUUGGAAAACUAGCACCAGCCCAUGAUGUUGCUGGUUUAAUAGCUCCCUAUUUUGUUAAGAGGUUCCACUUUAGAAAGAGUUGUUUGGUUAUUCAGUGGUCUGGAGACAACCCAAAUAGCUUGGCAGGUUUGACCCUCAAUACUCUUGGGGAUCUUGCCAUCAGUUUGGGCACUAGUGACACCGUCUUUGGGGUCGCCAUUGAGCCUCAACCGAGCCUAGAAGGACAUGUUUUACCAAAUCCUGUUGACCCAACAUGCUACAUGGUAAUGUUGGUAUAUAAAAAUGGGUCUCUAACUCGAGAAGAUAUACGCAAUCGGUGUGCAGAGAAAUCUUGGGAUGUUUUUAACAAGUUUCUGGAGAAAACGCCUCCCUUAAAUGGUGGGAAGUUAGGAUUCUAUUAUAAAGAGAAUGAAAUCCUGCCUCCCCUACCAAUUGGAUUCCAUAGAUAUAUUCUUGACAACUUAACAAAUGGCUCUUUGGAUGAGUUGAGAGAGCAUGAAGUGGAGGAGUUUGAUGCCCCUUCAGAGGUACGUGCAAUAAUUGAAGGCCAACUUCUCUCCAUGCGAGCUCAUGCAGAAAGGUCUGGAAUGCCAACACCUCCCAAACGGAUAAUAGUAACUGGUGGAGCAUCGACAAAUAAAAGCAUUCUCAAUGCAAUUACUUCCAUUUUUGGUUGUGCUGUCUAUACAGUACAGCGACCUGAUUCGGCUUCAUUGGGUGCGGCCUUAAGGGCAGCUCAUGGGUGGUUAUGCAACAGGGAACACUGCUUUGUACCCAUCUCAUGCAUGUAUGAAGACAAGAUAGAGAAAACGUCUCUUGGUUGUAAGCUUUCAGUACCUGCAGGAGAUACAGAACUCCUCUCCAAGUACACUUCAUUCAUGAAAAGGAGGAUGGAAAUUGAGGAUCGUCUUGUUUGGAAGUUGGGGAGAAGAUAAAAACAUCACUUGAAGGAUCUCAUCAGUGCAUCUCAUCAGAAACUCUACUGGUACACGAUUAUGGAGGUUUGUUAGCACAUGCCCAGAUGGAAUGCAUGUAGGACAUUUCACAUUGUAUCAGGUGGGACCAACAAUAUAGAUCAUGGGACCAAAACUCACCAACUAUCAGGUAGGGAAAACACAUUUGGAGAUAUGAUUGGUGCUUGCAUUUUUUUUUUCUGAUUACUCGCUGUUACCGAAAAUGUGUAUCCUACAUGACAGUUGACCUGCCUGACUUAUUACAUGGCAUGUCCCAUCUGAUACAUUGGUUGGAUUUCCUACAUUCAUGCCAGGUUGUCAUGCAAAUCCACACACAGAGCUGCAUGUGGCUCUGGAAAACAUCUGCCACAUUUAUUAAGAAUUUUUAGUAAAUCAUAUCAAUUGGGCCACUAACCAUAUUGAUGAUAUCGUGAGAGACUUAGUGCAAGUCGUUACAUGAUCAUACUAAUGAUUCAUACCAUUCCUUGAGGUACUUGAAUCCUGGGAAUUUGAACUUAGAGGAGCCGCGCUACCCAAUCCUCGUUGUGCUCAAUACAAGCAUUUGGUAACAUGGAGACAGAAUGCAGCCUAUGUAGUGUAUAAGUUUAUCAAGCAUUCAAUAUACAUAGAUGUUGCACUUGUUUAUGAGAUAAAGACCUUCCAUCUGUUUGUCCCUACCGCUGAUAGGAGAUAUCACACAAAACAUAGUGGACAGGUGAUCCUAGCCACUGAUUGAAGGACUUUUUAAGAUGAUUGGAGGACACUAAAGGAUUGCAAAUGGGAGGACGGGUGUUAGGAAAAAGUCCAACUAAGAGUUCAUGUUCAAUGGGCAAGCGUCCUCCAAUCAAUGGCGAGGAUCGUCUGACUGUUUGGUCUUGUUCGAUGGCUAUCCAGUAUCCACUAUAGCGUACAAUGAAUACUGGCAGAUCUCGUAAACAUGUUGCCACAUGUACAGAUAUUGAAUGCUUGAUAACUGAGAUAUUAGCAUCCACCGUUGGAUGAUUUCUCUUCUAUAAUCUCAAUUUUUUAUGAAAAAAAAAAGUCUACCAUGUUAUAUAAUUUCUAUGUAUUGAGGCUUUUGCUUUUUUGGAUUACAUAUCAGUUCAGGCAGACCAAGAUAGGUGCACCAAUGGGACUUGAGCCAGGAUCUCCCUUCAACAAAAGAGAUGCAAGACUUUAUUGUUAUUGUUGUUGUUGUUUUCAUAAUUUAAAAACACAACAUUACUUGACUCAAAACUCAGUGAGUGUCAACUUGAAAACUCCGGUGAGUUUCUUGAUUAUCUCUUGAAAUCUCGCAUGAGUUUCUUUUAGUAUUUUCAAUCAUAUUUAAUGUUUGAAAAUUGUAAAUAAUAUAUAAAUAAUGUUGAGUUGUACUGCA
Molecule: messenger RNA, 3150 nt
Organism: Magnolia sinica
Lineage: Eukaryota; Viridiplantae; Streptophyta; Magnoliopsida; Magnoliales; Magnoliaceae
Product: xylulose kinase 2-like
Exons: 11
Coding region: 81-1754 (557 amino acids)
Biological process (GO): D-xylose metabolic process; xylulose metabolic process
Cellular component (GO): cytosol
Molecular function (GO): D-xylulokinase activity
Source: RefSeq, a predicted model, not a curated record